CGGGAAUACUUAAAUUAAGUAUAUUAGUUUCCUAACAAGUAUUUUUGUGUAGUUUUUGGAAAUUUACCAGUGCAAGAUGAAGGUCGCUGUAGUACUUUUAGCCACCAUCUCCUUUGCUCUCGCUGAACCUCCAGUACCAAGCAGCGAGUAUCUGCCCGCCAACCAAUACAUCCCUCCCUCAAAUCAGUACGGAGCCCCAAAACCAUUUUCUCUUCCAUCAAAUAGUUAUGGAGCUCCUGCACAAACCCAAGCUGUGAUCAGGCCGAAUAAUCUGUAUGGUCCACCAAAACCAGUAUACGGUGCCCCCAAUGCAGCUUACUUACCCCCUGGAGGAUAUGGAAAAGGAUACGACUACGAAGGGGAACCAGCUAACUACCAAUUCGAAUACCACGUAGAAGAUCCUCCAUCCGGUAACGAUUUCGGCCACCAAGAGGAAAGACAAGGUGACGUAGCCAAAGGAAAAUACUUCGUCCUACUCCCCGAUGGUCGACUACAAACCGUGGAAUACACCGCCGACUUGGACGGUUACAAACCCAAAAUUUCAUACCAGCAGGUUGGAGGAGGCUACCCAUCUGGAGGACCAGGUGGUUACCAGUAUUAA
This is a messenger RNA of Anoplophora glabripennis (Asian longhorned beetle), 601 nucleotides long. RefSeq names its product pro-resilin-like. Gene Ontology annotation, cellular component: extracellular matrix. Lineage: Eukaryota; Metazoa; Arthropoda; Insecta; Coleoptera; Cerambycidae. The transcript is spliced from 3 exons. The record is from RefSeq and is a predicted model, not a curated record. Bases 77 to 601 code for a protein of 174 amino acids.